Dictyostelium purpureum is the source of this 468-nucleotide messenger RNA. RefSeq lists its product as uncharacterized. Bases 1 to 468 code for a protein of 155 amino acids. The transcript has a single exon. The record is from RefSeq and is a predicted model, not a curated record. NCBI's taxonomy places the organism in Eukaryota, Evosea, Eumycetozoa, Dictyosteliales, Dictyosteliaceae.
AUGAAAAUGAGAUAUCCUGCCUAUAACUAUCAAGAUGAUUUUAUAUCGAAAAUAAAUAAAAUAAUCAAUGUUAUCAAUCUAAAUAAUAUCAAAAAAGAAGAAAAAGAAAUUAAAAACAAAAAUAAAAAUAAAAAUAAAAAUAAAAAUAAAAAUAAAAAAAAUAAAAUUAAUAAUAAUAAUAAUAAUAAUAACAGUUAUAAUGAAUAUUGUAAUAAUAAUUGUAAAGUUAAUAAUAAUAAAACUUGUUACGAAAAUAGUGUAAAUAACAAUAGCAAUAUUGAUAUAUCAAGAGAUUCACCAAACUCAUUAAAAUAUAUGGAACAUAAUUUAUUUAAAGAGCCAGAAGAUUGGGAAGUUAAUUUAAAAUGUUUAUAUAGAUUACAAUGGAGAAAACAAAUGACACAAUGUUUUAAAAGAUACAAAUCAAAAGCUCGACAAAAGGUUACGAAUGACCAUUUUAACAUUUAA